UUCAAUAGCAUCUAUUGAUCUGCACUAGUUCAGGCAAGAGCCCUGCCUGGUGGAACGUCUGUGACACAUUUUCCAGCCUUUAUUUUUGUGUGUGUCUGUGUGUGGAAAUCACAGAGUCGCUUGUGUGGAACAGAAGUGGGUUCAUGCCGAUUCAAGAUCAUCGCAGUCGGAGCAGGCAGGGUCCCAGGCAAACUGGCUGUCGGAUGUGAGCGGAGUGUGUAACAGUGGGGGUUGUCUGGAAGAGGUGGGGUCUGUCCCGUGUGUCGAAAGCCUGAUGGAGAGAGGGGCACACAAGUGCGUGCUUGGCUGGGAGGCUGCAGUAGUGAAGUGCGAUGCAUGUGGAGGGAAGCUGCAGCAGAGCUGGAUGCUGAUGAGGUGAUCAGCCUGGCUCCAAAGAUGUGACUGGACUCCCUGUUUUUCCCACAACACGUGCUUGACAUGACUCGGCUAGAACCCUAAUCAUGCUGUCCUGGUGGACCCCUCUACUCUGGCUGUCUCUGACUUCUUCUGUCACAGUUUCAAUUGGAGAACAAAGCAACAAAACGCCAGGUCUGGACAGGGAGGUUUGGAUCCACACGAAACCCUCAGUGAAACUUCACGAGUCUGGCUUGAAACCGACACAUGCUUUUGGUGAGAAAACGGUAUCAUCGGAAGACAGACAUGGAGUUCUGGGUGAAUACAGUGACUUGGAUGAGCUCUUCACAGCAUCACCUUUCAUACAGGAGGGAAUUCAGCAGGAAGAAGAUACAGACUUAGUCAUGGCUUCAUCAGAGCAACCGCUUGACAAACUGGCUGCCACAUAUACUUGGAGUCCAGCGCCAAGCCCUAAUGGAUCGGUUAAGUACUCCACAGAGAGUCUCCUGGAUGAGAGGACGGCACCUGGACAGGUCAAUUCAACACUUCUUAGCUCAAACCAGAACUUAUCUACAGGAGACAGCAACGCGACUGGACUCAACAUGUCAGUUAACUCUCACAGCGUUGUGACUGAUGCUACUGUGAGGCACGUGGACAGUCAGCAAACAGAUGAUAAAGAAGAUGACCAGCAAGACCAUGAGUCAACGCCUCAACACAACAAUACUUUAAACACAACAUCCACACCCUGCAGGACAAACCAGACUUGGACGCCGUCGUACCCUGAGGAUUCCGUUCCCCAUGAGAAUCUCCGCCAAUCUUUUGCACUCAGCUCUGCUCUGUUCAUCCCUUUGUAUUCGGACUGGAACUCUGCCCUUGCCACUUGGGGAUUCGCGUGGGAAGCCCACAUAUAUGGACUUGGAUCUGUCUUUACAGGGUUUGGCCUGAUCUCUGUGGUCUGCCUGUUGGGGUUGCCCUUCCGUUGCCCACCAGGCAGCGCCUACUUCACCCUGCUGCAUUUGCUGCUCCUAGCGUUUGUUGGGAUUCAAGCAUUUUGUUUGCUUUACGACGCCUACUAUCAUCAGGAGCGUCUCCCCAGCCUGCCUUCUCUGUUGCUCUCUCAGCUUCCAUUUCCUUGUUUAAGCUCAUCGUUUUCCGUCGCGUUCCUCCUGCUGUCAUUGCGUUCCCGCAAACGUCUGUCUCUACCUCUUGCCAUUUCCUCCUCCUUCUCAGCUCUCCCCAAACCUUGCCUGCUCCUUCUAAUGUCCCUGUUGCACUUCACCGUCGCUCUAGUUUGUGUUGGCUUGCUGCUGUUCUUCCAUACCUUACCCUCCAAAAUCCUCCUGCUCCCUCAAGGUGUGUUUGUUUGCCUCACAGUCUAUCUCUCCACCUCUUACCUCAUCUACUACUGCUUGGUUCAAAUCGACACCAAGCACAUCUAUAGGCUCAACGACAGUGGGGAAAGCGGGGGUUCCCCUGAAAUUGUACCUCCUGUCAGUUGCCCCUUUGCCAAUGCGGAAGACUGGGGACGGGCGGCUGGCGCUGGGGUCAGCGCUUCGCUCUGUUUCCUCGGAUGUGGCGGAUUUCAGCUUUACGGGAUUCUUCAUGCGCUCGGCUUGGGCGGAGUUGAGGGCAACGGUUUCUUGCCCUGGGCUUGGUGGGGUUUACAAGUGGGAUGUCGUCUCUGUGAGGCCGGAGUGUGUCUCAGUUUGUCUCUCAUUGGCACACAUCCGUUGUUUUGUCAAAAGAGCUCUAGAAAGGACAAACCUGUACCACGACCCGGAUCUUGGUCCCGUCUGUCACACAGCUCCCCUUCAAGAGGGAUUUCCCUGCCAUCACCAGGCGGAUUAGACUCCCCGAUCCACUCGUCGCACUUGGACACUUGGUCGCCAGGGAAACAAAAGAAGCUUGUCCUAUGCGAAGUCAUUACGAAUGGGCAGUCGGAGUCACUUCCCCUCUUUCAUACUUCGGGGAAUGCUCAAACUGCACAGCAGCUUCCUGUGCCUCAUAUUCCAGCAACACCAGUCUCUGGUGGGAAACAUGCAGCAUCAUCUCAGCACAGCCAGUGGAUCAGUCUUGGCUUAGAAAUGGACUCCACUGUGGAUCUCAGGCCACCGUCGCCUAUAGAUUUGUCCCGCAGCAUUGACCAGGCUCUUUUCAGUGAAUCGCUGUUCUCCCAUAGUAUAUUCGGUUUGCCAAGACUGUCUUAUGCCUCCUCGAGCCAUUCUUUGACAUCCAUCAGCCAGAGUACCUCAAAGCAAGGCUCUAAGACAGAAGAGGAUUCUUUAUACCGAACGUCCUCCUGCGGUGACAUGGAUCAAGACAACAACAAACGCUCUUGUUCCAGAUCCCACCACCCUCAGGGUUCUCUGGCAACUCAACGCAAACAACCACUGGCACCAGACUGGAAAGGAAGUGGAUCUGGCUCCACUGUAGGCCUCUGCAGUAAACCCAGCCAGACCCGAAAACUGAGGUCAAACUCAUGGACCAACAGAGGGCAGAGAGUUGCGCAGAACAGCCUCCCAAGAGCGAUACCUCACCUGUCCUACUACAGGCGCUACAGGACCUUGAGCUCGGCCUCGCAGGACAGCCAGCGGUCUCGCAGACUGGCGUCGACCAAACAGCUGAGUGAGAGCAAACAACUGGAAUGGGACCUGGCCGUCCAGGCUGAGUUCGUCAAUGUUUGCAGGCAAAUAGAUGCUUUAAGCGUUUGCAGUGACACAAUCGAUUUGUAGAGGUUUCAGGUCUGAGCUGAAUAUUGUGUUAUGAUGUGACAAUCACAUUCAUCAUGUUGUGUGGGUGUAAGCUGAAGAGACGUUAAGCUACAGCGCGACUGCCAAACAUUGCUUGCAUUAGAAGCGACACAUUUCACUGUGCAGCUAGCAGUGGAACUAGUAGAAAUAAAGUUGCUUUUUACUCCAUUCAGACGUUCUAUUAGGAGCCAAGUUGCUGUUUCAUAUUCUAUAAUCAAAUCACAUCAGCUUCUAAACUAAUGACGGCUACAAAUGACAACUUAUUUACAUGACAUUGUACUUGCAUUUUAUAUGCUGUGUCUUAACAUUUAUUGCUGAAUUGAAAUGCUUUUAUUGUAAAGCUAACAUAUAGUGAUUAUUGACAGUUUAGUAAGUAGAUUUAUAUGAAGUAUUGGUUCGCACACAAGUAUUUAUUAACACGUUGACAUUGUACAUAAAUGUAAAUAUCAACGUAAAAUUAUUUAUGUGACUUCUAUUUAUGAUUGCCAUGAUACACACACACACCCGCAGGUUUGUCACAUCAUGUUUGUGGGGACCUCUUGUUGCCAUAAUGCUUUUCCCAGCCUCUCACGCUAAACCUAACCAUCCAAAGCAAAUGCCAAACAAAUGCCUAACUUGUGAGGAUCGGCAAAAAUGCGCCAUUGUGUUUCCAAGAAACACAACACACACACAGGUUGGAAACAAGACUUGAUUUAAAUGUAAGUGACGUCUCAUCGCCGAUCACAAGAAUUAAAGCCUUGUUUGUUGCCAUGUAAAGCAGUGAGUUCAUGUCAUUGGAGUCGAGUUAAAUCACAAAAAUCUGUUUUGAGUGAAAGAAAAGCAAAUGUUUGUCCCGCUAAAUUCAGUAAAAGAACUUAUUAUUAUUGUUUGUUUGAUAUGAUCUAUCAAGCACUAUUUAACAGAGCAUGGCUAUUCUGUCAUUUGUGUAUUCAGAUGUGUGAAACUGGCACAGAAUUUCUCUCACCAUCCAGCUCUGUUCCGUAACAUCAUUUGUAAGCAAUGCCGUACAUGUAGUACUCCAAAUUUCCAUCUGUACAAUUCAGAAAUACCCUUAAAAAUGCAAAUUAAACCAUUUUAAAUCAUACUCUCACAUGAUUGGUGAAUUUUUGUAAACUUUUUUUUUAUUGAAAAUGUCAUGAAAAUAGAGCGCUUUCAAUAUUUGUCCACUGUGGAACACUAAUGCUGUUUGUACAACAUUGGCGCUG
Messenger RNA from Synchiropus splendidus (mandarinfish), 4309 nucleotides. It is a transcript of the gene prrt4a, whose product is annotated as proline rich transmembrane protein 4a. Bases 462 to 3086 code for a protein of 874 amino acids. The record is from RefSeq and is a predicted model, not a curated record. NCBI's taxonomy places the organism in Eukaryota, Metazoa, Chordata, Actinopteri, Syngnathiformes, Callionymidae. The transcript is spliced from 3 exons.